This is a messenger RNA of Corythoichthys intestinalis (scribbled pipefish), 2594 nucleotides long. Its product is annotated as opsin-5-like. The record is from RefSeq and is a predicted model, not a curated record. Gene Ontology annotation, molecular function: G protein-coupled photoreceptor activity. Gene Ontology annotation, biological process: visual perception; G protein-coupled receptor signaling pathway; cellular response to light stimulus. Bases 161 to 1432 code for a protein of 423 amino acids. The transcript has 6 exons. Gene Ontology annotation, cellular component: plasma membrane. Lineage: Eukaryota; Metazoa; Chordata; Actinopteri; Syngnathiformes; Syngnathidae.
CAGUAGCAUCUGACUCUCAAGUAUUGGCCUGAUUGCUUCUCAACACAUCCAGGACACUUUUGGCGGCAACAUGCCAUGACCCUUCUCAAGCGAUUUUUGUUUCCCUUAGUUGAUUCAAGAAGUUAACUGGGUCCAAUCGGAACAUCCAAGAGGGUACAAGAUGGCGUCGUUCAAUCAAGAUGCAACGUUCCAGUCGAACAUCCCUAUUCCUCUGGACAUCACUGUGGCUGUGGUGUAUUCGCUCUUUGGAAUAUGUUCACUCUUAGGAAACAGCACCCUACUGUAUGUUUCCUACAAGAAAAAACACCUCCUGAAGCCGGCCGAGUACUUCAUUAUCAACUUAGCCAUCAGUGACCUGGGCCUGACUCUGUCUCUCUACCCAAUGGCCAUAACGUCCAGCUUCUAUCACAGGUGGCUAUACGGGAAGACUGCGUGCUCCAUCUACGCCUUCUGCGGCAUGCUGUUUGGCAUCUGCAGUUUGAGCACUCUCACCUUGCUCAGCGUGGUCUGCUUUGUUAAAGUGUGUUAUCCAUUCUACGGUAACAGGUUCAACUGCAAUCACGGCCGUCUGCUUAUCACCUGUGCCUGGCUCUACGCGCUGUUGUUCGCUUGCUGCCCGCUGGGCCACUGGGGAGAGUACGGACCGGAGCCCUACGGCACUGCCUGCUGCAUUGACUGGCGAUUGUCCAAUCGACUCCCGAAAGCACGGUCCUACACGGUAGCGCUCUUCUUCUUCUGCUACAUCCUACCAUGCUGCAUCAUCCUGUCGUCCUAUAUGGGCAUCCUCACCACGGUGCGCGCGUCGCGCAAGACGAUGGAGCAGCACGCGUUGAGACGGACGCACAUGAGCAGCAUACAGAUCAUUAUUAUCAAGCUAAGUGUGGCUGUCUGCAUUGGUUUCUUUGUGGCAUGGAGUCCCUACGCACUAGUGUCCAUGUGGGCCUCCUUCGGUAACAUCGAAGACAUCCCGCCUCUGGCGUUUGCCAUGCCGGCCAUGUUUGCCAAAUCCUCCACCAUCUACAAUCCAAUCGUCUACCUCAUGCUAAGGCCUAACUUCCGAAAGGUAAUGUUAAGGGACCUCGGCGUUCUGAAGAGCUGCACGGUAAAUUGCUGCCGUCGGCCCAAAGUCAAGGUGAGGCUUCGGCUAGUCCAAAGACAGAUUGAGCAGUUCCCUUCUCCCAAUUCGUCCAUGCAAUCACCAACAGUUGUGUUGAAAUGUCCCAAGGACACUGUUGAAUGUCUCGGACUCUGUCCUCAAGUGCACGGUGUCACAAAUUCUGCAGCCUAUGCGGACUCAUCCAAGGGUAAGGGCACCUCAUGUGUGAGCCACAACGGGUCCAUGCUGUGCCUAACAUGUGCAAAAAGGACUUCAGACAGUCUUCAUAUUGAUUUGGAGAUGGCUCCAGGCAAAGCAAAAAUGGCUUGGCCCUGAUUUAUCCCAUUACUGAUUUUUAAGGAUAUUCUCAGCAGGUAUUGAGCCAUGCAUAAAAUAUUAUUCAGGAAUGUGCAAUAAUCUAAUCACACUACAGCUAUAAUGCACUUUAAUUAACCUUGAUCUCUAGCUUUUAAAUCUUGAUUAUGCCCGGGGGUGCACAUAAGUGGUCCGCAUGCGCGCAUGCGUACUGGACGUAGACAAACGCGCUGGCCCUCAACGGCUUCCAUACACUUUUGCGUACCGAUGGCUGACCACUGUAUUUGUGGCGGACAUGAGAAAAUCACUUCUCAAAAUGUCAAAGAGGCAGGCCCCACUGAGUAAUUAUUUCCGUGUCCCCCCACCCCCGUCAAAAGACAGACAGACGACAGAGACGUCACCGGAGAGACCGAAAAAAAAGGACUUUUGCUGAAGGAGGUGCCAUGGCUAGAAGCAAAUGAUGCUCGCACGGAAAUGUGGUACAAAAUUUGCCGUGAGAAUCCCAAUGUCGCUGAUAAGAGCAGCGCAUUUUAUGUAGGGUCAAAGAAUUUCAGCCAUCCAAACUUUGUAAAGCACGAAAAAAACAGAGCAUGUGGCAAUUAAGCAAACUAUCGAUGUCAGACAGGACCCCACUCGCCCAGUGGACAAGUGGCGGAAUAAAGUUAAUGAAGAACAGCACCAUGCACUGACAAACGUGUUUUUGCUCGCAUUUCACAAAGCUAAACAUGCACGUUCAAUGAGCUCUUAUGAGGAGGACAUCCCACUUUUACAAAGGCUUGGAGUUAAUGUGGGAGCCGCAUAAUGCCCUUUAUGUUGAAUUUGUGCUUUUAUGUUUAUUUCUUUACAUUUCACUUCAAAGUAAUGGCAAUUUUGUUGUGCCAGUUGAUAAUCAAACAUUAAUUGUUAAUAUAAUUAAUUAAAGGUAAUUGGGGACACCCUGAACUGGUUGCCAGCCAAAAAGUGGCAUGGAAAAUGAAUGAAUGAAUGGCUCUAAGUAAAGCUUGUCAUAAUUUUAUCGCAUCAGGUGGGUCGGCUCUCAAGCUCAAUGAGGACCAAGUCACAUCUCCAGGUCCUCCUCUGAGAACCUGGGCAAAAAAAUAUGUGCAUCCCUGAUUAUGCCUAAGGUUUUAUGCAUAAAAAUUAAGAUCAAAAUGAGCAUGUGAAUUGGUUGAAGUUUGUCAUC